AUGCUUGCCGCCAUCAGGCCACGGCCCGCCGUUGCGGCCACCCAGCUGACCUCUAAAUCUCACGUCAGCGCCAAGCCCGGCUGCAGGCAGCCCCAUCAGCGCCUCGUGGCACGGCGUGCGGCUGUGCUAGCGGUGGCGGAGGUGUCCAGCACGGCGCGGAUAGUUGUCCAGGGCCGCAACCUGGAGACCACCCCCGCCAUCAAGCAGUACUGCGAGGACAAAGUGGGCAAGGCUGUCAAGAACUUUGACGGCAUCAAGGAGGUGGAUGUGAAGCUGUCGGUGCGGGGCAACCCGCGUGGCCGCGGCACCGAGGCGCACCACCAGCGCGAGCAGAUAGUCGAGGUCACGGUGUUCACGCUGCGGCACGGCGUGGUGCGCGUGGAGGAGCACGAGGAUGACUUGUAUGCGGCCGUCGACCUGGUGUCCGACAAGCUCAAGCGCAAGCUGGUCAAGGUCAAGGAGCGGGCGGUGCAGAAGGCCAACUGGCCGGGCCGCGGCGGCCCCAAGGGCGGCGACACCAUUGCGGCCCACCUUGGGGAGGAUGUGGUGGACAAGCUGCCCACUGACCAGAUAGCCCCGCCGCUGCCGGAGGUCGUCAGGGAGAAGGUGCUCGAGGUGACGGCCAUGAGCACCGACGAGGCGAUGGACCAGAUUGAGAAUGUGGGCCACGACUUCUACCUGUUCAAGGACAGCGCCGAUGGUGCCAUGAAGGUCCUGUACCGCCGCAAGUCGCACGGAUUUGGUGUUAUCAUCCCCAAGGCGUGA
Chlorella variabilis is the source of this 765-nucleotide messenger RNA. RefSeq lists its product as hypothetical. The transcript has 9 exons. Gene Ontology annotation, biological process: negative regulation of translational elongation; primary metabolic process. Bases 1 to 765 code for a protein of 254 amino acids. The record is from RefSeq and is a predicted model, not a curated record. Gene Ontology annotation, molecular function: ribosomal small subunit binding. NCBI's taxonomy places the organism in Eukaryota, Viridiplantae, Chlorophyta, Trebouxiophyceae, Chlorellales, Chlorellaceae. Gene Ontology annotation, cellular component: cytosolic small ribosomal subunit.